AUGGCCCGCGCGGAGCUCGAGUACGUCAGCGCGGGGUGCAAUCGCUCGGUCCACGCGGCGGCGUGGAACCGCGAGCGCGGCCCCGGCGGCGGACUCGUCGCGUACGGCACCCACUCCACCGUCGCCGUCUACGACCCCGCCGCCGCGCGCGUCGUCCGCACGGUGGGCAAAGCGCACGACGCGCCGGUCACGGCGGUGUCGUGGCUGGAGUCCGAUGAUGACGCGAGCGCGGCGGCCGACGGGGGCGGGCGCGGGCUAUGGAUGGCGAGCGGCGGGUCGGACGGCGCGGUGCUCCUGUGGCACCGCGUCGAUGAUCCGCGGGUGUCCACCGCGCACGAGUGGGUCGUCGUCGCGAGGGGCGCGCACGGCGCGCCCGUGACGGACGUCUGCGCGCUCGAGAUGCGCGGCGGCGGCGGGACGCGCGACGACGCAUCGCCCUCCCCAUCCUCCUCCCCGUCCUCAUCCUCCGCGUGCAUCCGCGAUUCGAGCGGCGUCUACCUCCUCGCGACCGCGUCGCAGGACUGCACGGUCAGGAUGUGGCGCGCGGACCUGGCCGCGCUCGCCCCGCGCCACCCCGCGCCGCCCCCGACCGCGUCGACGGACCCCCCAUCGGACUCGGGCCCAAACUCGGACGCACCGCACUCCGCUUUUCGAUGCGUAUGGACGACGACGACGCAGCGCAAGGCGACGCCGACGUCGGCGGCGCUCGCGUGGCUCCCCGGCGCCGGCCCCGCGCGCGUCGUCGCCGCGGUGGGAUGCGCGGACGGCAACGUUCGGCUGCACCUCUGCGACGUGAGCGCGACCGAGCACGGCUGUGUCGACGCCGAGCACGCGGCGACGCUGGAGGGACACUCGGAUUGGGUUCGCGACCUCGCCUUUACGGAGGACGCGAGCGACGCGAGCGACGCGAACGACGCGAACGCGGAGGUGGACGGUUCGAACGACGACGGAAGCGAUCGUUCGCCCGGCCUGCUGCUCGCGAGCGCCUCGCAGGACAGAACCGCGCGGAUCUGGCGGGUAUCGCGAAAAGAUGGCGACGAAGUAGCAAAGGGCGCGGCGGAUGCAGCGGAUGUGACCGCGUCGUUCGCGUUCAUGCGCCUCGCGGCGCCCCCGAAGCCGCCGUCCCGGCUCCUCGGCGGCGGCGCCAGGCUCGCGACGCACCUCGAGGCGCUCCUGCAGGGCCACGACGAUUGGGUCCUCUCCGCGGCGUGGCGGCCGAACAUUGCGCCGACGGGGGGCGGAUUCGAUCAAUCGCGUAAAACCCGGCGAUCGAACCCCCGCCCCGAGCUGCUCACGGCGUCCAUGGACAGGUCCCUGAUCCUCUGGACGCCCUCGGCGUCGGGCGCCGGGGAGCUCGGGGGCGGUGCGGGGGGGUCCACGGUGUGGAUGGCGGACGUCUCCUUGGGUGAGGCGGCGGCUUCGUGCCUGGGUUUCUACGGCGCUGCGUUUGACGCAGUCGGUAAAAGCGUCCUGGCGCACUCGCACGGCGGCGCGUUUCACCUGUGGACGAACGCGGAGGUCGACGGAUCGAACCCCGGCGGGCGCGAGUGGACCCCGCGCGCCGCGUGCACCGGGCACGUCGCGGACGUCACGUGCGCGUCGUGGGAUUCGCGCGGCCGGUGGCUGCUCACGGGAUCGCGCGACAUGACGACUCGGCUGCACGCGAAUUGGAACGGCGGGGUCGACGACGUUGACGAUUGCGAUCGGGGGUGGAGGCAGCUGGCGAGGCCGCAGGUGCACGGCCACGCGGUGGCGUGCGUGGCGGCGCUACCCCCGAACGAAUGCGAGGUGGACGGUUCGAACCCCGGGCGCGAGUGCGGAUCGAUCGUCUUUGUCAGCGGGUCGGACGAGAAGACGCUCCGGGUGUUUGAAGCCCCGGGACCGUUCCUCGGGACGUUGGCCAAGAGCCUCGGUAAAAGCGGUAAAAGCCGGGCCGUCGCCGCGCUCGAAGCCGCGGCGGUAAAAGCGGGGGUCGACGCCGGCGCGGAGCUCCCCGCGCUGGGCCUCUCCAACAAGGCGACGCGAGCCGAGGGCGGCGCGGACAUCGCCGGCUCGGAUCCGAUCCCCCCGCCGACGGAGGAUGGGGACGAAAACGUGGGCAGCGUGGUCCCCGCGGUGCUCACCCGCCCGCCCCCGGAGGAGGUACUCGCGCAGGCGACGCUCUGGCCCGAGACGCGCAAGCUUUACGGUCACGGCAACGACCUCGCCGUCGUCGCCGCGCAUCACGCGGGGAGGCUCGUGGCCAGCGCGAGCGUCGCGCAGAGCGCGGCGGCGGCGGCGAUUUGGAUGUGGGCCGCGGGCGAGGACUGGCGGCCGCUCGGUAAGCUCCCGGGCGCGACGCUGGACGUGGUGGCGCUGGAUUUCGCGGGACCGUGCUCCGGGCGCGACUGUUUGCUCGCGGCGUCCAGGGACAGGCACGUCGCGUUGUACGCCCCGGUGAACCCGUCGUCUCAGGGUUUGGGGGUUUGGGGCGACGCCGGGUGGACUUUGGUCGCGAGGGUCAAGGCGAGCGCCAAGGCUCUGUACGACGCCGGGUGGGCGCCCGGCGACGCGGACGCGUUCGCGUCCUGCGGCCGGGACAGGCGGGUGAGGGUGUGGAACGUGAACCGGCAGGUCGCGGGGUCGAUCCCGGACGUCGUCGAGGAGGCGGCGACGCUGCCGGUUUUCGAAUCCGCAGUCACCGCGUGUCGGUUCUCGCCUGAACGGACGACGAAGGGCGGCCUCCUUUCGCUCGCGGCGGGCACGGAGGAUGGGGGCGUGUCGUUGUGGGUGGGGGAGGGCGCGACGUGGACGAUCGCGGUGCGCGUGGCGGCGGCGGACGCGCACGUGUGCGCGGUGCGCGCCAUCGCGUGGCGGCCCGACGGUGGGAGCGGGCGGGGCGACGACGACGAGGAGGACGACGAAGGGGAUGAUGGGCCGUCGGAUGUGUCGGGGACCGGCGGGGCGGGGCUGGGCGUCGCCACCGCGGGCGCGGAUCACUCCGUCCGAAUCUACCGCGUGAUGCUCGAGUGA
Molecule: messenger RNA, 3012 nt
Organism: Micromonas commoda
Lineage: Eukaryota; Viridiplantae; Chlorophyta; Mamiellophyceae; Mamiellales; Mamiellaceae
Exons: 1
Coding region: 1-3012 (1003 amino acids)
Biological process (GO): tRNA wobble uridine modification
Cellular component (GO): elongator holoenzyme complex
Molecular function (GO): protein binding
Source: RefSeq, a predicted model, not a curated record